This is a messenger RNA of Bufo bufo (common toad), 1053 nucleotides long. Its product is annotated as olfactory receptor 11L1-like. The record is from RefSeq and is a predicted model, not a curated record. Gene Ontology annotation, cellular component: membrane. The transcript has 2 exons. Bases 1 to 1053 code for a protein of 350 amino acids. NCBI's taxonomy places the organism in Eukaryota, Metazoa, Chordata, Amphibia, Anura, Bufonidae. Gene Ontology annotation, molecular function: G protein-coupled receptor activity; olfactory receptor activity. Gene Ontology annotation, biological process: G protein-coupled receptor signaling pathway.
AUGGUACCAGAGGAGCAAGCGGAGGAUCGUCAGGAAGGAGCCGGAGUAAAAAGCAGGAGGAAACGCCAAGACCAAGGGAUGAGACAGCAGGGAAGUCAAAACACGAGCAGAAGAUCAGAACACCAGGAGAAGAAUCAGACGGUUUCUGAGUUUUUCCUUUUAGGAUUUCAAGGAAACCAAUGUUUUAGAAUUUUCCUCUUCUGUUUUUUCUUUCUGAUUUAUUGUGGGACAAUAUAUGGCAACCUCCUGAUCAUCACCCUGGUGUCCACCAGCAAGAAACUUCACACUCCAAUGUACUUCUUCAUCUCACAACUGGCCAUCAGUGACAUCUUAGUGAUCACAGAUAUUGUCCCCAACCUGCUCCACAUCCUACUGAAUAAUGGAGAGACCAUUACUUUUAUUGACUGCAUCACUCAGUUGUAUUUUUUAUGCGCCCCUGAAGUAUUUGAAUGUUUUCUUCUCACUUUGAUGUCUUAUGAUAGAUAUGUGGCUAUCUGUAAUCCCCUCCGUUACUCCACCAUCAUGACAAGUCUACAUUGCGUGAUAUUGUCUAUAAUCGGUUGGUUGGUUGGAUUUUCCAUUGUUUUGAUUUACAUCAUAAAUAUUACAAAACUAAAUUUUUGUGGGACAAAUAUCAUUGACCAUUUAUUCUGUGACAUGCUCCCCUUAUUAGAACUUUCUUGUUCUGACACAUUCAUGAUCCACUUGGAGGUUUUCUUUGUAAGCAUUCCUUUUGUCUUCAUUCCAACCGCAAUCAUUGUAGUGUCUUAUAUGUGUAUUAUUUUAGCAGUCUUAAGGAUCCCAUCCAGUUCUGGUAGACAGAAAGCCUUCUCCACUUGUAGCUCCCACCUCAUUGUGGUCUCCAUCUUCUACUGGACUAUGUUCAGUGUUUAUGUUGUCCCAACAAAAGGUUUAACCCUCUCCAUGAGCAAAAUCCUAUCCCUGCUAUAUACUGUCUUUACUCCUUUGAUUAACCCCAUUAUAUACAGCCUGAGAAAUAAAGAUAUUAGGGAAGCCAUGCAAGAAAUAUCUCAUAAAUGUGUGGUCUGGUAA